This is a messenger RNA of Entelurus aequoreus (snake pipefish), 2145 nucleotides long. RefSeq names its product 14-3-3 protein beta/alpha-1-like. Gene Ontology annotation, molecular function: zinc ion binding. Gene Ontology annotation, cellular component: cytoplasm. Gene Ontology annotation, biological process: signal transduction. NCBI's taxonomy places the organism in Eukaryota, Metazoa, Chordata, Actinopteri, Syngnathiformes, Syngnathidae. Bases 164 to 973 code for a protein of 269 amino acids. The transcript is spliced from 6 exons. The record is from RefSeq and is a predicted model, not a curated record.
CCUAGCAACUGGAUCAUGACGUCAUCGUCCCAGAGCGACCCUGCUGCUGUGGCUUUGAUUGGAGGGAAACCCCGUGGAUGAGUGGGAGCCAUCGUCAGCUGUGCGGCCGGGGACUCAGGAGCAGCGCUGUUUGAACCAUUCACCACAGCCCACGCAAGGAGCCAUGGCAGACAAGGAAGAGCAGGUACAGAAGGCCAAACUGGCCGAGCAGGCUGAGCGCUAUGACGACAUGGCAGCCGCCAUGAAGGUCGUGACGGAGCAGGGCAAAAGCGGGCUGAGCAAUGAAGAGCGCAACCUGCUCUCGGUGGCCUAUAAGAACGUGGUGGGCGCCCGGAGGUCCUCGUGGCGGGUGAUGUCCAGCCUGGAGCAGAAGUCUGAGGACAACAACAAGACGGCCCUGGCCAAGGAGUACAGGGAGAAGAUCGAGAAGGAGCUCAAUGACAUCUGCAAGGAAGUCUUGGACCUGCUCGAAAAUCACCUGAUUUGCGAAACCACGCCUGCUGACAGCAAGGUAUUUUACCUGAAGAUGAAGGGCGACUACUUCCGUUACCUGGCUGAGGUGGCCUCUGGGGAGGACAAGGAGAACAUCAUCCAAAACUCGCAAAAGGCCUACCAACAGGCCUUGGACAUCAGCUACAAAGAAAUGGAUGCUACUCAUCCUAUUCGUCUCGGCCUUGCUCUCAACUUCUCCGUCUUCUACUACGAGAUUGUCAACUCACCAAACCAGGCCUGCGAUCUCGCCAAAAAGGCUUUCGAUGAGGCCAUCGCCAUGCUGGACUCGCUCAACAGCGAAUCCUACAAAGACAGCACCUUGAUCAUGCAGCUGCUCCGUGACAAUCUCAACCUGUGGAUGUCAGACAACCAAGGCGAUGCCGAGGGCGAGGAGGCGGAGACAGAGGCAGAACCGGCGCAAGAGGCGGCGGCGCCGGCGCAAGAGGCAGCGGCUCCGGCGGCUGCGGCCGACAAGAACUGAACUCUGGAAGAUUCAAGAAAAAUAAAUUUACAAGUUUUUUUUUGUUUUUGUUACCUCUCACCAGCCUAAGUUGUGUGCGCGGUUUUAUGUAUGUGUGUGCGUGCGUGCACGUACAUGCACACACAAGUAUGUUUACGCUCCACUCACAGUGUAGACUACAGUUUGUGUGCAGAAUCAUUGUGCAACGUAACAACACCUCUGCAUAUGAUUUAUACAAAUAUGUUUUUUUUUACUCAAUGUGUCAACCAAUGGAUGUUUUUUUUCAUUCGAAUUUUCGUAUGCUUUAGUCCCAAUGUAUUCCCUCCUUUUUUGGUCCAAAUCAGUCCCUUGUUUAUGGUAGCAAGCUGGCCACCAUGACAGGACAAAAAUCUCUUGACUAUAUUUUGAUACUUUGUAUGUUUUUACUUGAACAGAACAUUUGUGACACUUGGGUCAAAAAAACACUUCAACCAAGACAGAACAAAUAAAUGGUCACCGUGGUCAGAUUCUCGCUAAAAUUUUGGGUUUAGUUAUUGACGGGAGUAAACAAAAGGGUGCUGUUAUCAUCCCACACCACGUGGUAAAGUCCUCUUUUUACGGAAGGUACUUGUGUCACGGCUCAGUGGCUUCUAUGAGCGUCGCUAAGGUGUGAAUGAAUAUUUCUGCUUUUGUCCAUUAGGAACCAACAACAAACCGCUUGAUACUGUAACUUUUUUUUUAGACCUUUAAUCCCUCCAGCAGUGCGGAGGAAACUUUUUGCCAUGUGCUUUUAUGUGGCUUUCUACUUUUUCUAUUCAAGUGUUUUUGUAUUUGCUUUUCGUGUAUGUAAUUUACCCCGGGGAUGUAUGGUUUUCAGUAGUAUGGUGUGAGAGGUAGACGUGCUUCAAAAGUGGCACAUACUGAUUUUUAUUUUUUAUUUUUUUGCUUAAGAUUUAGCUUGAACCAGGUGAAACAUUUGCCGUCCUUUUGUGCAAAGAAAAAAAGUUGAUGUUAAUUUAAAUUAAGUCAAAACUAGGAAGCGACAUUUUGACCAUUUAGUCGACACAAAACAGUGCUGGUUUCUUAUAAUCGUGGUGGUUUGACAAAAAAAAAAGAUGGGAUGCAGGAUUCUAAACAUUUUGCAAGUGGCACUCUUUAAGUAUGUUAUUUGGUUAUGUGCUUUCAUGUGAGAUUAAUUAAAACAUUAAAUCCAA